Lodderomyces theae is the source of this 234-nucleotide messenger RNA. RefSeq lists its product as uncharacterized. The transcript has a single exon. Lineage: Eukaryota; Fungi; Ascomycota; Pichiomycetes; Serinales; Debaryomycetaceae. The record is from RefSeq and is a predicted model, not a curated record. The coding region runs from base 1 to 234 and encodes 77 amino acids.
AUGUCUUCUAUGAUGUCCACUUUAAAAGGCGUAGUGGCAGGCGCACUCAUCACACCAAUCGUUGCCAAAUUCGUUAUUGCUCCAAGAAUGUUUGAUCCUAACAUCAUGAAAGAGAUUCAUUACAUUCAAAAGGAGUUGGAUUUCGUUGGUUGGAACGUGAGACAUUUGGAGGAAGAAAGAGGAAUAAAAGAAGAUGAUUUAUACACACCGGCAACGUACUAUGCACAAGGAUAG